ACCCCUUAGUUAUGUUCCCCGUGGCAAAUGGAACCUAGCCCGGUCUUUUCCCACAUGUCUUUUCCCAAAUCCCCAUCGGGUGCACGCAGCAGGCUGUCAGUGAGCUCCCUCCCCUCCCAGUCCUUCCCUUUCCCCGGCCUCUCUCUCCCUCAGGCCCUUGCGCCCGGGGCAGCAUGCCUCCGUUCCCUGACGCAGCAACAACGAGCGGCGCGGAGCAACACGCGGAAGGCCCCGUCGGGUGCGGCGCAGGUCUGCCAGCACCGAGCCCCCGGGGACGCCGCGGCACCAGCGAUGUGGGCCCGCAAGCCGGCGCUCCUCCCUCUCAGGUACUCCCCUCUCUCUCUAGAUCGGCCUGGUAGCAACCGAAUCGGAAAGGAGACGAGCAGGUAGGCGGCGUCCGUGGCGGCGCGGGAAGGCCGUCGGUUGCUCCUCUCGCUCGCUCGGAUGAGAGGCCGAGCGGGGGCUCCUAGAUGUGGGAGGUGGAGCAGCAGCAGCACUGGGAAAAGAAGAAAUUGAGGAAGGGAUAACGAGACUGGAACCGGAAGGGGGGAGCCGCUGGCUUCGGUUCAGACGGCAGUGACGGCACCCACGGACGGCAUCGCAUGGGCCCACGAGGCAGAGGAUGGGCUUACGGGGUGAGACCGGACGGUAGCCUACCGGCGCCAGACGAAAGUCGAGGCCAGCAUCCGCGUGUCGCGGAACUUCUGCGUUGCGGACACGUAGGAGUUGGGAGUGCGGAGUGCCCGUGGACGGCUGGACCUGGACGGACUGUGUCACUGUGAGAAAACGUUUUGGUCUCUCCGUAGUAAGGCCCGUCGCUUCGGCUUAUAAGACGUUGAAAAGUUGAAAUGGCCGAGAGGAAAAUACUAUUUGGUGGCUGAUAAGCUGGCUGAAUAAGCUGAAGCGAACAGAUCUUUUAUUUUGUUAUGGUUUUAGACGUUUUGUUUCGUAGAAUGAACUGAAUUUUGUUAUGGUUUUAGACGUUUUGUUUCGUAGAAUGAACUGAAUUGUUUCUUAUUACGGUCCGUAGCAAAGCACAUGCAUGGAUAGCUCAUUCUACAGGACAUGAACAGAUGGGUAGUCCUCGAAGCAUACACAACAUACUUAUUCCAUACUUAUUCCUUUAUGAUUUUAUAACAUACGAUAAAUCUCAUCAAACGAGGAAUAAUCUUGAAGUAAAAACUCAUCUUUCGUAGGAUGGGAUUGGGAUGCGGCGGAACUUCUUCAUCGAUCUUUUAGCGCACGAAGUGAAUGACUGGAGAAAAACCUUCCUAACGUAAUAAAAUAUUAUGUUAGGCGCAUCACAAGUAAAGAAAUAAGAUAGAUAGGGUUGGCUUUUGGAUGCCGUGUCGUACCAAAUUUUAUUUAAUGGCAUAGCUACGAUUUUGGAUGAUAUACUUACUCUUUUCACAUGAUUAUUGUUGUAAUGAAUCCAAUAUAUACUGCAAUAUAACUAUUUUGUUGCCCAUAGCACGUACGGUACGAUCCUAAUAUCGUUUAUAUGUACGCUCUGGACCUGUGGUACUGCAUAUAUCGUUUUACACGUGUUACAUAUACACUGUGGUACUGCAUAUAUCGUGCUCUUAAAGUCUAAAGGUACUUGAAUGUGAUGGAAAACGCAUGCAUGUAUUACAUCAGAAAUUUUGAACGGUUCGAAUCUGUUCAGAGAGCGACAUAAGCACAAAGAAGAAAAAAAAAGGAUGGAUCCAAAAUUGAAACAGAAACUUGCCCAACAAAAUGAAAAGUGGAACAUAUAAAAAUUUCGGCUACACAAAGCAAUAUUUUUGUGCAGCACAAUUCAAAACUUAAACAAUUCCUAUUGUGCUGAACGAUCACAUCAUGCAUACUGGUCGUCUACACUCAUAAACAGAAGCGUGCACAGUACAGAUGCAAUCAAAUUGUACUCCAGCUGAACUGAUCCCUGCCUAAUCUCAAUCUCAAUCUCUGUCUUUUCAGUUGUUUAAUUUUGCGCUAUCAGGUGGGGGGAAAAGACUAAAAAGAAGUGUAAAUAAAACCAGAACUUGCAAAUAGAGAAUCGGCCAAUAUGAAGAGCAGUGCGGUACGCUCAUCUUCUUCCUGUCCCUUUCCAAUUAUCCCCCACAAACGUCCCAGCAGAGAUCUGCAUGAUUGGAGCAAACAUAUGCACCAUCGAAACCUUAGCAGCCAGCUUGUGCUUCCUGCAGGAAUAAGAAUUCGGUUCCACAUACGCGUCCACCAUUAUCCUUCUCAAGUUCAUCUCAACCCAAUUCGUGUCGCCUUUUGCUGAUUCAUUCCAUCCAGCACCUAGCGCUCAGCUCCCUCGCUCUCUCUCUAUAUACGAACUCAUCGCUACUAGUUCACUCAUCUGUGCUUCCCUCCAUCUCUUGAUCGAUUCGUCACCACACAAUAACAAAACAAAGAAAUCUAUCGCGAGACUAGAUAGCCAGCUACAAAGGGAGAGAUCGAGGAUGAUCGCGUGGGGCGACGUGUACAAGGUGGUGGCGGCGAUGGCGCCGCUCUACUUCGCGCUGGGGCUCGGUUACGGCUCGGUGCGGUGGUGUCGGCUCUUCACGCCGGAGCAGUGCGGCGCCAUCAACACGCUGGUGGCCCACUUCUCGAUGCCCUUCUUCACCUUCGACUUCCUGGCGCGCGCCAACCCCUACGCCAUGGACCGCCGCGUCCUCGCCGCCGACGCCGCCUCCAAGGCGCUCACCAUCGCCGCCGUGGCGUGCUGGUGGUGGUGGGCGCGCUGCUGCCGCUGCGGCGCCGGCGGCGCAAAGGACGCCGGCGCGCGGUCGUCGUGGUGCGUCACGGGGUUCUCCCUCGCCGCGUUCAACAACACGCUCGUCGUCGGCGUGCCGCUGCUCGACGCCAUGUACGGCGCCUGGGCGCGGGACCUCGUCGUGCAGCUCGCCGUCGUGCAGGCGCUCGUGUGGGUCCCGCUGCUGCUGCUCGGCUUCGAGCUGCGGAAGGCCUGGGUCGUGCGCAAUGGCAUCGCGUCCGCAGCGGCCGGCGAUGGCCAGGCCGCUGCUGGUGGAGGCCGCGUCGAGCCGGCCGUGUCGUCGCAGGCAAAGAAGGCAUCGUCGCCGCCGCCGGCCGCGGAGAAGGGCGACGUCGAGAUGAACGCGGCGGCGGAACCAGACGCGCCGCCGCCUGCCGGGAUGAUCCGACGGCUCUGGCCGAUUGUGCGGACCGUGGGGCUGAAGCUGGCGGGGAACCCCAACGUGUACGCCAGCGUGCUCGGCGUGGUCUGGGCGUGCAUCGCCUUCAGGUGGGACCUCAGGAUGCCGGGUGUCGUGUCGGAGUCGUUGCAGGUGAUGUCCAGGACCGGCACGGGGAUGAGCAUGUUCAGCAUGGGUCUGUUCAUGGCGCAGCAGGAGAAGAUCGUCGCGUGCGGCGCGGGCCUGGCGGCGCUGGGGAUGGCGCUGCGGUUCGUCGCCGGCCCGCUCGCCACGCUGGCCGGCGCCGCCGCGUUCGGGCUCCGCAGCGACGUGAUGCGCUUCGCCAUCAUACAGGACCAGGUGUCUGUGAAAAAUGCCUCUGUACUUUUUGCUCCUCACGAAGCUAUGGCAGGCUGAGAGUUCAAGUGGAGAGGAGUCGAGGACCAUGGGCUUAUGCUAUCUCGAUCUCACUAGGUACGAAGAAGAGGAUAACAACCUGGCGGCCAACACUAUGGUCAUAAUCUCGAUCUGCCAGGUAUAAAUGUAAUAACUUUAAAAUCACUAGAUAAUGUAUAUCGAGAUAAUUCAUCAAUUCCAAUGCAUCUUACUAUUACUAAU
Molecule: messenger RNA, 3758 nt
Organism: Setaria italica (foxtail millet)
Lineage: Eukaryota; Viridiplantae; Streptophyta; Magnoliopsida; Poales; Poaceae
Product: probable auxin efflux carrier component 5c
Exons: 3
Coding region: 2448-3557 (369 amino acids)
Biological process (GO): auxin export across the plasma membrane; auxin polar transport
Cellular component (GO): plasma membrane; endoplasmic reticulum
Molecular function (GO): auxin efflux transmembrane transporter activity
Source: RefSeq, a predicted model, not a curated record